AUGCCAACGACACUUGAGUCCCUCCCAGUUGAGCUCAUUGCUACGAUCCUUGGCGAAUUAGACCUUGCGUCGCUAGUCAAAGUGUCGUGUUUGUCUCGGAGACUAAGACAUGUUGCUUCAGACUCGUCGUUAAACCCGUGGAGGCGCCCAAUUCUCCAAACCCUGGCUAGUGGUAACUACGAACAGAGUUUAUACCACCUUAGUAUUCGUUCAAUCGUACCCAGAAGCAAUUGGAUCGACAUCCUUGCGCUCGCGCCGCCGGGUUUCUUGCUGUUUGAAUCAUCCCUUCCGAACUUGAAGGCUUCCGAGUGGGAAGAAUGCUUCCGCAAACGAUUUCUUCCUGGAUGGCUCAAAUGGAAGAAGGAGAAUACUUGGAGAGUGUCCUAUCUCAAAAUGUUGUAUCGUGUCUGGCACAGAGCUUACACAUCCUGCACUACGGAUGAAGCUUGGACCAAAUAUGUCGUGCUUAACCGCAAUGGUUCAGUCAACGAACUAGAAUCAUCCUCGCGGGGGUUUAGCCCCAUGGCCAUUUUUGCCGAGAUGCAAUUUCAAAGUAACCUCUCACAUCUGACACCCACAAUAAGAGUGGUCGUCACAUUUUCUGACGUGCGGGUCAUCGCGAUUGGAGUUCUUCACAUGCGUCGGUCGUCGUUGACUGACAAUCACAAUGCGCGCGCUUUUCUCCAUCCUCCCGGUAUCGAGGCCACUGAUGCCCUUGGAGUAAAUAGCCGGGUGUUGCAUGACUCCCCUUAUGGACAUGAGCGUGAUGGCCCUUCUGGUAAUAAUAACCAAUAUUCUUGCUCCAUUUUUGUCUCGUACAACAAGCUUACGCAUCCCUUGCCGGCGGAAUCUCAUCGCAAUUAUCCGUUUUACACUCCCGGCGGGGGAGAUAGACGAUGGGGAUCUCUUGAGGAGCAAGGGCUACAGUGGGUGGGCGGUUUAAUGUUUGUGGAAGUGCCUUGCUGUCAGGGUAUGUGGAAGACUGAGUCUGAGUUUGGGGCCAGUUGGAAUCACUUUGCCUCGUUCACCUGGCAGGAUCUACUAACAAUAGCACCGUGGAUGAAAGAGAGGGUGACCAAAGUUAUUGAUGGUCCCGGUCUCGGAAUAUAA
Suillus paluster is the source of this 1110-nucleotide messenger RNA. RefSeq lists its product as uncharacterized. Bases 1 to 1110 code for a protein of 369 amino acids. Lineage: Eukaryota; Fungi; Basidiomycota; Agaricomycetes; Boletales; Suillaceae. The record is from RefSeq and is a predicted model, not a curated record. The transcript is spliced from 7 exons. Gene Ontology annotation, molecular function: protein binding.